Messenger RNA from Mesorhabditis spiculigera, 342 nucleotides. The record is from the annotation of a GenBank genome assembly. Lineage: Eukaryota; Metazoa; Nematoda; Chromadorea; Rhabditida; Rhabditidae.
AUGUGGCCAAUAUCGAGUAUCGCGACAAGGGCAUAUGCAGCGCGCAAUUUUUGGGGUGGACAACUCGAAGAUAGAGGCGAUAUGGCUUCACAUGUACUGAAAAUGGCGGAAAAUGAGGACGGCGCUGCUAAUUUUGCAUUGUUAUCCCUGGUAUCUACUGAAUACACGGGCCGCUGCAACUCGAACGAGGACUGCUGGCCUAACAACCAACAGACGUGCUCUGACUUUGGCUUCUGCCAGGGGCCCUCCACGGCUUUUGCCUGUCCGAAUGGGAAAGACUCCGACUGCGAGAUUCAGGGCAUGAAGUGUUUCAACACGUCGUGUGCCUGGCCGACGGCAAAU